CCCUGUGCGAAAAACCUCCUCAGAUAAAAGGCCUAUUCAAAAAGUUACGACUCACGAGCACAGUAUCUCAUUUCCUCUUCAAUUGGCCAGUGCACAUCAAUAUGGCAACAACGCAGCAGCGAAUUGUCCCUCGCUACGCCCACACCGCCGGACGAACGUCGCUGGCAUACUCCUGGGAUGGUAAAUACCUAAUCACUGUCGGGUCCAAUGAAGUCAUCCGGAAGUUCACCGUAGGGUCGGAGGAUGAACCCGUCACUAUUGACGAUGCGCUGGGGAGGAAUGUGGCUGUUGCGGCUUCAAAUGAAAGUUUCAUUACUUGUUCAGAAAGCGGAACUAUCUCUCUAUUCUCUAUGGCUACAGAUACACUCAAACAACUCCUCGUGCGAUGCACGCUCUCGUCGAGAGAUAUUGCGCUUAGUCCGGAUGGUGACUGGGUCGCCGUCGCGAGUGACGAGACGAUUGUUAAGGUGGUUAACGUCGAGGACAACCACAAGAUUAUGAACCUGCGGUCUCAAUCACAGUCUGUCAAACAUGUAGCGUUCCAUCCGACCGGGAAUUAUCUCGCCGUUUCGUGUGUUGACGGAGUGAUAUAUAUCUACUCGCUGAGCACCGAGGAACCGGAGCUGGUGAAGAAGGUGGACGGGAUUAUCAAGGCUGUGGAUGCGGAGUCGGAGAUCUGCUCGAAGGUUUCGUGGCAUCCGGAUGGGAGGGCUUUCGCGGCUCAGACUCCUACCAGAGAUAUUAUUGUUGUCGACCGGGCAAAAUGGGAGACCCACAAGGCUUUUGCUAGUGGUCAUGCCGGGGAUAUAACGGACUUUGCCUGGUCUCCCAAUGGCGCAUUCCUUGCCAGCGCUGGGACUGAUGGGAAGCUUGUUAUCUGGGAAACGGAAGAACAGACUAUAAUCGCAAAAUACGAUUACCGACACAUUGUCUCGCUUGCCUGGCACCCAAAGCAUAACUCGAUCUCCUUCACAACCAGCAGAGGGGAACUAUAUACACUACCCAACGCUGUUCCAGAUGAUCGUGCUUUCCGAUUGAAACUUACCACCCGUCUGGCACCAUUGCUAAAUGAUAGUGGUCCAUCAACAGUUUUAGAGAACAGGAGCAUGCCACCGCCACCUCGUAAGCGGGCUAGCUCAGUAGACUCUUUAGAUGAUAUACUCGGGGGUGGAAUAGACGACGACCUUGACGACUUUAUAAUCGACGACGAUGGGGCCGGCUACUUAGAACCCAAAAAGAACCGAAAACGCGGUAACGAACACCUAGAUCCAAUUGUGCACGGCCCCAAACGGCCAGCAUACGGCAUGGCGAUGUGGUCCCCGGAGAUCCACGAGCCCUUCCAACCGGGGAGUACGCCCUGGAAAGGAAAACGUAGGUACCUCUGCCUAAACCUUAUCGGCUUCGUCUGGACUGUAGACCAAGAUACGCACCACACCGUCACCGUCGAGUUCUACGACCGGGACUCCUACCGCGACUUCCACCUCGCGGAUCCAUACUUGUACGACAAGGCUUGUUUAAACGAGAGCGGCACACUCUUCUCCUGUCAACCCAAGGACGAGAAUCCCGCCGCCAUCUUCUACCGUCCGCACGAGACGUGGGCUACCCGCGUCGACUGGCGCACAUCCCUGCCCAGGGGCGAGGAGAUCGUGUCUAUUGCGCUGAGCCAAUCGUACAUUGUCGUGUGCACCUCCCGGGGAUACGUCAGGGUCUUCACGCUCUUUGGCGUGCCAUUCAGGGUCUACAGGCAGAAACACACGCCGUUCGUUGCAUGUGCUAGUUGGAGGGAUUACAUCUUUGUCAUGGGGAAUGGGGCCGUCGGGGCGGAUGGGAAGACACAGUUGACGUACUCGAUCGAGAACGUCAAGAGGGAUGAGACCUUGCAGUGUUCGGAUGUCGUGGCCCUACCGCCGGACGGGGAAGCGAAGAAUGUUUUUUUUUCUAGCGAUGGGGAUCCGGUGAUAUAUGAUUCUGAGGGUGUAUUACUGGUGCUGGCUCGCUGGAGGCGGCGGGGGGAAGCUAAAUGGAUACCUCUAUUGGACACAAAGGCGCUAGACCGUCUAGUGGGUGGUAGAAAAGAGGAAACAUAUUGGCCAGUAGCCGUCGCACAGAAUAAAUUCCAUUGCAUCAUUCUCAAGGGCGGUGAAAAACACCCCUACUUCCCACGCCCUCUCCUCAGCGAAUUCGACUUCAAAAUUCCCCUCUCAACAAACUCCAUUGCCGACUCCACUACCACCACCGAAGGUGGCGCCACCCCUGCCCCAAAUACAGACGUCCUAGAAGAAACCUAUGUCCGCGAAUCCAUCCUACUGGACCUGCGAGAGGAACUUGGGGUGUACACAACCACGGACGAGCAGGGUGCGAUGGAGAUGACGAAAUGCGUGAACGCGAUCGACAAGGCGCUGCUGCAACUCCUGGGACUGGAGUGCCAGAGCGAGGAUUACGGGCCCAAGGCGCUGGAGAUUUGUGGGUUGUUUAGGCGGAAGAGGACGCUAGAGCUUGCUAUUAAGGUUGCCGUCAGGUUUAAUCAGGGGGUUCUGGCGGAGAAGAUUGGGGAGUUGAGGGACCGGAUGGAGAUUGAGGAGCGAUAG
This is a messenger RNA of Tuber melanosporum (Perigord truffle), 2588 nucleotides long. RefSeq lists its product as uncharacterized. Gene Ontology annotation, biological process: DNA repair; mitotic cell cycle; DNA-templated DNA replication. The transcript is spliced from 6 exons. The coding region runs from base 102 to 2588 and encodes 828 amino acids. Gene Ontology annotation, molecular function: chromatin binding; protein binding. The record is from RefSeq and is a predicted model, not a curated record. Lineage: Eukaryota; Fungi; Ascomycota; Pezizomycetes; Pezizales; Tuberaceae. Gene Ontology annotation, cellular component: nuclear replication fork.